GUUGCACUAACAGAGAAGAUGGAAGGAGAGACUUGAAGUUUUACCGUAUUCCGAGGGAUCCCCAUCGUUAUUUUUUGAAUAAUAUUUAGCUGGUACCAAGUGAAAGAAACUGGCCUCGUCUACGGGGCUGACAAAUAACCACAAUUAGGCUCGAGCGUUUACGUCACAGCAGCACGGGAUCAUGCGAGAUUUGCGACAACGCAACCAUUGCGGAAGCAUCACGGGACAUUUAAACUUAGCGGCAACCAAAGAUGGAAAAAAGUAAGGAAUACUUGCCAGUUCGAUACGGAGACAAACUUGUUACCACGGCGAAGGACAGAUAUGUGAGCAAUUUUAAGGAUGUGAACAAUGUUGACCCUCACGAGCAAGCCGAACACAAAUGGAAUAAAGAUGUCGACAAGCUUCCACCACUACGCGAAAUGGACAUCAUGCUGUAUUUAGUGUUUGGUAUAUGUUACUACACUCAUCAGCAAUUCCGAAACUACAAAUCGCUACAAAGCUACGAACAGUUUUGCUGCGGAUGGGCGCAGGAUCUUCACUUUAUGACCAUAGCAAACGGCAACACCAUCUUUCUAGCAAAGUAUUAGAAACACACCGGUACACAUAUCACAAGCUGUUCCAGAAAAAAAAAAAAAAAAACCUGGAGUCAUCUACAAACAUGAGACGUGUGCCAAUUUUAGGAGCCACACUGCAUGGCAGCAGGCGGUUGAGUUAUGACCCUGGACUCUCAGGAAUCUCCGUUCUUAAAUUCAGUCACCUCUGCUCAACUUAAUGUCGCUGGGACAGAAGGCUUUUCAAUCUAAAGACAGCACCGACUGAGUGAUUGCGAUAAAGCAGUCUGUGAAGAGACCAGGACCAAACGGACACUCUAACACUCGUUCCUCUACACUGGCACGAUUCAACUGGACAUUUAGCGAAGUGUAACAAGGCCACAGACUACAUUCGAAUGGAGAUUCCACUUGGUAAUGUUAUCGUCUCAUCACCCAAUUUUGAGCACAAGGGAGCUCACCAAGCAUUUAAGGAUCGAUGGAAAGCCACAGAUGACACAAUGUGUCGCCACAGCAUGUCCUUUCACUUGCAUCAUGCAGUGAGGAGUGACUUCUUUGCCAGCUACCUUUACCUGUUGGAGAAAAUUCCUCUUGUAAAACUGUUUCCUGUCACAAGUGAGUACAUCAACGGAGAGAAACAGUUUUACUACAGAGCUCAACAGUUCUACGAGGAUGUGCCAGCCUCUGAAGACGGAAUGAUGGGAGACUAUGUGGAGGUAUCUAAUGUGGAUCUAGAAGCUUCUCGCCAGUUUUUAAAGAGGUUUGUGUCACCUGGGAAAGCUGGCACUCACUGUGCGCUUGACUGUGGUUCCGGUAUUGGCCGUGUGACCAAAGGUGUUCUUCUCCCUGUGUUUGAGAAAAUUGAGAUGGUGGACAUGAUGGAGCACUUUCUCCUCCAUGCACACGAGGAUUACUUGGGUGAUGAUGCAGACCGCAUCGAGACUUACUACUGCUAUAACCUACAAGAGUUUACUCCUCCCAAAAACAAGUAUGAUGUCAUCUGGAUUCAAUGGGUGGCAUGCCACCUGACUGACAAAGAUCUGUUGAACUUCCUUAUUCGCUGUAAGAAGAGUUUGCGUUUAAAUGGUGUCAUUAUACUAAAGGACAAUAUGGCACGACAGGGCUGCAAGUUGGACCCCAUUGACAGCAGCAUUAGUCGACACCUGGACAUCAUGAAGAACAUUAUUUACAAGACCGGCCUGGAGAUUUUGGCUGUUGAGAGACAGAACGGCUUCCCAGAGGUCAUCAUGCCUGUAUGGAUGAUUGCAAUGAAGUAGAACAAAGCUAUACACUUGUGUUCAUUUUGCAUCCUUAUUCACUAUUUGAAAAGUAGCAUAACUUCAGUUUGAGUGUCUCAGGAUGAUGACGUGCACCAGCGCAACGGGCAGAGAAAAAGAGUGAAAGGGUUGUCCCACUAUGAGUGUGCCUGGUUCCACCCACAACGUCAGAUACACUGGUGGCAGCAUUGGAAUACAAAAACUGAGGAGACUUGGGCUCUUUUGGAGGAAGUUGUGUCAUUGAACCCCCAAACACAACAAAAACACCUUUCUGUCUCUCUUUCUCUGUCCGUCGGGUUUGGCAAAUGUUACAGUAGUGAUAAUAUACUUUAGUAAUCAUGUCACUGCGCAGGCUUUACAUAGAGUAAUUUUCCCCCCAACUUUGUUGCCAUUUUGUAGUAGAGUGUCACCUUUUUGGACAAAUGGAUUAAAAACAAUAAGAGGUUGCCCAUUUCUGGCUGAGAUGUCAUUUAAAGGGGGAGGUCACAUAUAGAAAUGGAGAGUACUCAUAUAGCGCAUUUAUCGCCAUGUUUUUACCAUGCUGAAAGUGCUUAAAUUAACACAGAUUUACCCUUUCACACACACAUUCACUCACCAAUGGUGCUUCCAUACAAGGCACCGCCAACCCAUUGGGGGUGGAUAAGGGUUCAGUGCCUUGCCCAAGGGCACCUCGUCUGUGGGCUGUCACAGCCAGGAAUCGAGCCGCUGACCCUUCAGUACUAGAACAACUUGAUGUACUAACUGUGCCACAGACGCAGUUUUUUACAUACAGUCCCUGACAAAAGUCUUGUCGCUUAUCCAUUUUGUAGAAACAAUUGCUAUUAACCUGACUUUUAAUUAUGGAGGAUCUCGAUCUUCUUUGCCUUGAGGAACUUUGAGGUAGAUAUUGAAGUAUGCGAUGGAGCACCAUCCUGCUGCAGAAUUUGUCCCUUUUUAUUGUUAGGAAUGUAAGAGGCAGCUAAGAUUUGUUGAUGUUUCAGACUAUUUAUGUUGCCUUCCACCCUGCAGAUCUCUUGCACACUCCCAUACUGGAUGUAACCCCAGACCAUGAUUUUGCCACCACCAAACUUCACUGUUUUCUGAGUGAAUCUCAGAUCCAUUCGGGCUCCAGUAAGCCUCCUGCAAUAUUUGCGGCGACUGUGGUGUAAUUCAAUGGAAGAUUCAUCUGAAAAAUCCACCUUUUGCCACAAAACAGUGAAGUAUUGAUGCAACAUUAAAAGUGAUUUUUAGGGCUCAAGCAGUGAUAGGAAAAUGGCCCAAAUCUGUAAAUAAUUUAAGCUCACUGACAGUGCAUUAAAAAAAAACAUAUAACCCCCCACCGCCAACACCCAAUAAAUUCUUGAAGAAACAGACAUCAGUUUUUAUACUUAUGGUGGGUGGGGUGUGGGGGUUAGUAAAGCGUUACAUUCACUCCGUUAAAUUUAUUUGAGUAACCUUUUGAGAAAAAUGUACUUCUAAGAGUAAUUUUGCUAAGCAAUACUUUUUACUUUAGUAGCUUUGUGAAGAAGAAACUAUUCUUAAGCCAAAUUUAUGCUUCUGCCUUGUGGUGACGGAGUAGCGACGGUGUGGACCCCUACGUCGUCAAUGAGCAUUCUGCAUCAAGGAAAAGCGUUGCUCUGUAAUUCACCGCCAAGCCAAUAGAGGGCUGUUGCGUUUUGUUCGUGCAGUUUUGGGAGAUUUCUUGUCAGUUCCUUGAGUUUUCUUGCGGUUAGACAACAAUGGGAACGGAGAUGGAACACUUGAAUGUGGAUCUUAAAAUCAUCAACAUUGACAAACAAAUGUGGAUCAUACAAAUGUUGAGGUGUAGGCGAUACAGAAGACGGUUGUGCAGGUGGUCUGUCCGACUGUUGAUCUCGCACAGAGACUGGCAGUCAUAUUACAAAUUCUAGCCUCGGGUGCAAGCCAGUAAGCGGCAUCCUUCAAACUGGCAUCGGGCAAAGUGUCCCGCGUUUUGUUUGAGGUCUCAAAGCAUUGUGGACAGCCCUCCAGCCUGAAUUUUUGCCGUGUGCUACAACCAGCCAGUCGGAAGCCAUAGCAAAUUUCUGGCAGCUAUGGAACUUUCCAAACUGUGUUGGAAGCCUUGAUGGUAAAUAUGUUAUGAUUAAAAGCACUGAGGCACUCUCAAUCAGUGAUGAUGUAUCAAGUGUGUAAAGUGUCUGUUGAUGAAAAUUAAACAUCAAAACAACUCUUAUGACACCAAACCUGUUAUUCUUCUCAUACUUGAAGGGUAAAUGUAAAUAAGUCAGAUUCACAUCAAACAUAUGUGCAAAAUAAGUUAUAAAGUGCACCAACCCAAUAUACGACCUAAAGUGAUAAAAAGCCCGCAGUUUUUGGCUCGGUCACCGCUUUGUGUGGCGUAGUCAGGAUUUUGUGGAGGUGCACAUCAGGCU
Molecule: messenger RNA, 4215 nt
Organism: Corythoichthys intestinalis (scribbled pipefish)
Lineage: Eukaryota; Metazoa; Chordata; Actinopteri; Syngnathiformes; Syngnathidae
Gene: ntmt2
Product: N-terminal Xaa-Pro-Lys N-methyltransferase
Exons: 6
Coding region: 947-1825 (292 amino acids)
Biological process (GO): N-terminal protein amino acid methylation
Cellular component (GO): cytoplasm
Molecular function (GO): N-terminal protein N-methyltransferase activity
Source: RefSeq, a predicted model, not a curated record